Rhipicephalus microplus (southern cattle tick) is the source of this 3689-nucleotide messenger RNA. RefSeq names its product flotillin-2 (gene Flo2). NCBI's taxonomy places the organism in Eukaryota, Metazoa, Arthropoda, Arachnida, Ixodida, Ixodidae. Gene Ontology annotation, biological process: regulation of myoblast differentiation; protein localization to plasma membrane. The record is from RefSeq and is a predicted model, not a curated record. Gene Ontology annotation, cellular component: flotillin complex; plasma membrane; cytoplasmic vesicle. Gene Ontology annotation, molecular function: protease binding.
CCCGCGCGCUCUCUCGCUGCAUGAGGUGUGGGGAUUUGUCCUGUGGCACUUGCAACCACCGCUAUCGUCUUCGGGAAAUACCUGCAGGAACGCCCAUCUCGCCGCGUCGGACGCGCAAACGAACGAGUGCCCAAUCGACACGUUCUACAAGCGGCGCAUUUCGACGCCGGAUUUGCACUCCAUGGUGGGACUCGCCAAAGCGCGCUUGCUCCACUGAGUGGCGGCGUCUUUUGUCCCUUCUCUGCAAUACGAUCUCUGCUGUCCGCACGCGGCUUACGUGGGAUUUAGUUCGAAGGAUAAAAACAUGGGCAACAUACAGACUGUUGGCCCCAACGAGGCCCUCAUAGUGUCCGGUGGAUGCUGUGGGAAUGCUGGCAAAAAGAUGGUUGUAGGUGGCUGGGCAUGGGCGUGGUGGCUGGUAACAGAUGUACAAAGGUUGACGCUAGAAGUGAUGACACUGACACCCCGUUGUGAACAUGUGGAGACGUCGCAAGGUGUGCCACUGACUGUCACGGGAGUGGCGCAGUGUAAGGUGAUGACGGAGAAAGAGUUCCUCUCAACAGCCGCUGAGCAGUUUCUCGGCAAGGAUGUUGACCACAUCAAGGGAGUUAUCCUGCAGACACUCGAAGGACACCUACGUGCUAUUUUAGGCACACUCACGGUGGAAGAGGUGUACCGGGACAGGGACCAGUUUGCCUCGCUUGUUCGGGAGGUCGCCGCACCGGACAUUGGCCGCAUGGGCAUCGAGAUUCUCAGCUUCACCAUAAAAGAUGUCUUCGACCGGGUCGAGUACCUCACCUCGCUGGGACGCGCCCGCACUGCGGCCGUUAAGCGGGACGCCGACAUCGGCGUGGCCCAGGCCGAGAGAGAUGCUGGCAUUCGGGAGGCAGAAUGUGAGAAGUCUGCCAUGGAUGUCAAGUAUGGGGCCAACACCAAAAUUGAGGACUCCAACCGGAUGUACCAACUGCAGAAGGCCAACUUCGACGCUGAAGUCAAUGCUCGGAAAGCAGAAGCACAGCUAGCAUACGAGCUAGAGGCUGCCAAGGUGAAACAGAAGAUCCGUAACGAGGAAAUUGAGAUCGACGUUGUGGAGCGACGCAAACAGAUAGCCAUCGAGGAGAAAGAGAUAUUGCGUCGGGAAAAGGAGCUCACAGCCACUGUACGGUUGCCUGCUGAGGCGGAAGCGUACCGUGUAGAAAUGGUUGCCCAAGGAAAGAGAACGCAGACAGUGGACGUGGCUCGGGCCGAGGCGGAGCGUAUCAAAAUGAUCGGUGCGGCGGAAGGGUAUGCCAUCGAAGCUGUGGGAAAGGCUGACGCUGAGCGGAUGCGUAUGAAGGCUGCCGCCUACAAGCAGUUUGGAGAUGCUGCAAUACUCAGUCUUGUGCUGGACACUUUACCAAAGAUCGCAGCAGAAGUUUCAGCACCUCUGGCAAAGACCGACGAGAUUGUGAUGAUCAGUGGGGAAGACCGCACAACUGCCGAGGUGACCAAGCUGGUCAGCCAGAUACCUCCCACCGUCCAAGCUCUUACGGGUGUAGACCUUGCCAAGAUGAUGUCGAAAAUACCUGGAAUGGCAAAAUAACCUCUUGGGUCAUGAAAAGAGGCAAGGAAGGAACAGCGGAAAACUUGGGGGACCUCCUGGUGUAGCAUCAUCUGUCGCAGUGUGUGUGUGCAUGUGUGUAUGUGCGUGUGUGCACACGUGUGCUUGCAGUGUCGCUUCAUUAGCUUUGCCAUCCCCCACCGCCCCCUGUUUUGAUGGCGACCCGGCUAGUCAGGUUCCCGUCGUAGUCAGCUUACUAUAAAUCAAGGGGGAGCCACGGCAGGGGAAAAGAGGCUUGGUGCGCAUAAUAUACAUGGCUAUUUUUAACAGUGAACAGAAACUAUAGUGAAAACAAGAAAAAAAAAAAAAAAGACUGGACCUGUAGUGCUCUCUGUAGGCAGGGUGCCCGCUGACGCAGUGUACCAGCAACAAAAAAGCCGUCUAGUGCCUCCAAACUUUUUGAUUGGAAGAAAUCAUUGCCCAAUCACGUGCGUGGUUGCAUCACAGGCACGUUUCUGUCCUCAAACAGAUGUGGAUCCGCAUCGGAGACAAGCGUUUCGUGUUUUUUUACUCUAUUUGUAAGCUUUGUUGGGUUUUACUGGCACUGUUGAUUUCUUUUUUAAAGAAAGUGGCGUUUUCACUGGCUUUACUAUUUCAGGGCAUUAACAGCUUUUCUUUGUUUUAAAACUUCGUUCUAUUUGUGCAGUUGUGCGCGCUUAAUAGAGAAUGACCGCGAGCUGUUCGUACAAGUUUUGCACAAUCUCCUUUUCGUGCAACCUGCAAGUUUCUCAAGAAAGUGUCGUGUUUAGCUCUUGGCGCUUUGUGCGACGCUGAUGAUACUCGGUGCUUAGCAUACGUGGCGUUGUCACCGAGAUAUGUCGCAUUGGCUCAUCUGCAAUCUGACUAUAAUCCUCAGCACUAGUAUGUGCUCAUGUGCAAAAGUAACAAACUAAAAUGGACACAAUGUGCUGCAGCAACGCACUUUCUAGUAGCGCUAGACGUCUCUUUCGUGAAUGUGUCGUGUCGUCUACCAAACAUAUGCAAUCGUUAGAACAAAGAUCCUCCUUUAAAAAAAUAAUGAUGCGAGGUUGUUGCAGAGACCUUGAUGCUAAUUGCAAUCACAAGUGAUUGUGAGUUCGUUCGUCGAAAGCGCACAGUCGUUGCGACACAGGCAUUUUAAAUAUCGCACUAGCUAGGGUCAAGUUAGCAUUACCUGGGUCAGCUAGUGACAGACAAGCUGCGUCUUUAAGGUAGGUGUCUGUAAUUCCACUAUGUGAAAAUAUUUCCCGCCCCGGAGCUUGCGCUUGAACCCAAGAAACUGCGAGUACGUAAUAUGCGAGCAAGUUUGCCUAUGUCCAUGUUCUUUUUUUUUCUUGUUGAAAGAAUACUUAUGUAACCAAAUGCAAUACUCCGAGUAUAGCACAAUAUGCAGUCAUUUCUUAUAGCUAACGAGAGCAUUGUGUUGGCUUAUAUUGGCAAUGAGUUUUUCUUUUUAGGCAGUUCGAACAUUUGUCACAACAGGAUAAAGCAUUGAACAAUAUCUUUGCAACAUCACUUUGAGACCAAUAUACUUGUAGAUACGCGUGUUUUUAUUUGUACCUGUUUCUCAAAUGUUUUCUCAUUUUAGAAAUCUCGCGUUGCUGUCGCUCUUUGGUGUACAGUCGAGCGAUCAGCUUUUCAUUGUGUUCUGCAUUUUGGUGUCACUGAAACUGUGGACUGUGCGAAAAGCAGUCGUUUUAUGACAUUUUAGGCUGUCCAUAGAUGGCUUCCUGUGCUGUUUUUACACACAUUCUUCGAGUGUUGUACUCGUUUUACAGCCAGCCAAAACUCUUGAGUAAUUUUUUUGUGCAACAACUUUAGAAACAUCUCUUGUGUUCAACUGCAUAUGGCAUUGUAUUUAUUUUUUUUUUAUGAAUGCUGUCACAGCUGUUGUUUUUUUGCGUCUGUACCUUCACUUUGUUCCUAGUGACGUCAUUUAAGAGAAAAUGCCUAUUUACACAACUUAUUUUUGUUGCUUUUUCUUUCAAAGAGUUUGUACCUUGUUUGUGUUCAGUAUUUCUGGGAGUUACUCUUUGCUAGCGAUUGCAGGCGAUAUAAUAAAAGCACUGUAAACAACUUGAAAUAGAUUGCCAAGAACACUUUUUGCGAA